AUGUUUAGAAUCAUAAAUCUUGAGAGAUUGACAAAAUUGUAUGCAAAAUUUUCAAUUCCUGAACUAUUACUAGAUCAUGGUAUCGAAAACAAUCAAUUGGUGAUUCCAGAAAAAGAUUUGAAAAUAAAUUUAAGUCAGCAAAUGACGAAAAAAGGAAAUUUUACACCCCUAUGGUAUUAUGAUAAUACUGAAUUCAAUGAUAAGAACGCUGAUGAAUAUAUUCAGAAAAACCUUUAUAAUGGUGUAUCUGCAACUGUUUACUUGCCUGUUAAUUCUAAUGAUGAAAGUUCUAAAACUUACGAUUGGGUUGAUGCAAAUAUAAUUGAUUAUAAUUCUAAAUCAAAAAUGUAUUCAGCUAUCCUGUCGAAUAAUAACUCCACCGAAUUAUAUUCAGAAGUGCCUAGGACACAAAUACAUUUUAGAGGAGAAGACCCUAGAGAAUUUAUAAAACGAAUUAAGGAAGCAAUUUUGAGACGAGAUUUUUGCGAAAAGAUUAUGUUAUGGAAUAUGUACCUCGAUAAAAUUAAAAUUGAUGAUAUUCCAGUUACUUUGUCAAAUACAUUUAUAAACAGUAUACUGGUUAAUCUGUUUGAUAGUAAAAAUUUCAACGCAACUGAAGCCGAUAAAAAACUAAUUGUCGAAGAAAUUAAAAAUAAUCAUAAGAGGUUACAGUUCUCUCUUUUUCUGCAAUACAAGGUUAAACAAAAUCCCGAGAAAUUUGAAUUUGUGCGUUUACCGAAUUUUGAAUUUGGUCGUAUAACAAGAAAACAUGCACGAUUAAGAAUUGAAAUGAUAAAUAACACAGAACUUAGAAUGGGCCAUAAUAGAAAUCGAUUGAUUGCUUUACCUGAAAUAUUUUCUGCUCUUUGGUACUGUAACAUAGAAAACAUAUUGGUAAGCAAUACAAAUUUGUUUUUAAAGAGAGAAUUGAAUGGUCUUUCACUUGUAACACUUGAGCAGUUUGAAAAUUUACAGCUUCGAAAUAUUUUUAAAACUUUGAAUUCGCUUAAAAGUUAUUGGGUAAAUGGAAUUGUUAAAAAAUGUCGUAGAGCUUUGCAGCAUGUGAAAAAUGGUUGGUUUGAUAUUUUUUCACGUGAUAAUGUAAUUUUUGACUCGUCUUAUCACAAACUCGGAAAAUUCAUAAAAUUAAUUCAGUUCAUGAUGGAAAAACAGUUAUACGCAAUUUAUAUUAAUUCAGCAAAAACGUAUGCAGAUUUAAUAGAACAACCAUGCGUUUCAAUGAAAGAUAUUAAUGAGGAUUUUUCUUGGGGUAGUGAUUUAUGCAAAACAUCUUUUGAAGAAAUUACUGCUCCACCAAUAUUUUCCAUUGUACUAAAUAUGAAUAAAUAUGGGCCUUACUAUAUCACAGAUCCAGAUAGAUUUGAAACUGUGAUUGUAAAAUUAUUCAAUAAAGGGAUUAUAGAAAAUCAUGCAAUACCUGCAAUAAAUCCGUUUUUAUUAAGCUCGAAGAUGAAGUUUGUUAAUACAACCUAUUUAAUGCCAAAAAAAUUGUUUUUGAGUGAUAUGUCUGAAUUACUAAUAUCCAUUGAAAAUAAUGUUCGUUUAGCUAUAAUUCCACUAAAAUCGUACUGUAAAGAAUUUAUUGUUUAUUUGACUUUAUUUAACAUAAAUGUCCAAUCAUACGUAGAGCAUUUUUUUGAAGGCAAUCCAUCACUUAUUCAAAUAAAAGAAGAAAUCACACGGCAGAUUGAAAUGAAGGAAAUUUUAAAGGUGGAACUUCCCGAAACUAUUACAAUUGGCUUAUUUCUCGUAAACGUUGAACCUCUGAAGAAAAUAUUGGUAGACAAACGGAACAAUAUGGCAAAUUUAAUUAUGAGUACUCAUGCCAGUAAAACGAUUGAUCAAUUAGAAUCGUGUUGUUCAGAGUUCAAAGGUAUAUACAUAAGGCUCGGUGAAACUGCUGCAUCAAUAGAACAAGUGUUUGAAACGAGAGAUUGGAUUGACACACUGCCAACUAUAAUUGAAAAUAUAUCGGCUAUUGUAAAACGGUUAUUCGUGGACUUGGAUAUAUUGAAUUCAUUUUUAUGGAUAAUAGAUAAAGAACAAUUUAAAUUGAAGAUUGAUGCUCACAUUUGGCCAUAUAAAAUUGCUCUUAGAAUUAAGGAAACGUUAGAAAAUAUAGGAUUAGAAAUUGAAAAAUUUGAGAAAGUGCAAUUAGAGGAUGAAAUUAUAUUACAAGAUAAAAUAGAAUUCAUUUCAAAUGCUAUAUUAAAAUUAACCAUUGAAAAUAAUAUAUCAAAAGUAUUUGAAAUCGCCGUGGAUAUAAAUAAAAAUUGGAAAUUGAUAAGUGAACUCCAUUCAUUCGGUCAAGUGUUAAACCACAGACAAAAACUUUUUGGUCACACGGUGACACCUUUUGAAAAUAUUGAUAAACUAAUUAUUGAAUUUGAACCAUACAAGGAACUAUGGCUUAGCUCUGCAGAGUUCUUAAAACUGCAGAGCGCAGUAUUACAAAACCCAUUAGCAAAUCUUGAAGAAAGUUCUAUAGAAUCUAAAUUUGAUGAAUUGUUAAAUAUUAUUAGCAACUGUGUUGAACAAUUAGCAGAAGUACCCGGUACUCUAAGUGUAGCUAAGGAAAUGAAAACACUAAUUGAAGACUUUAAACCAAUGAUAACAUUAUUAAAAUAUAUAAUAAAACCAGGAAUGAAGCAAAAACAUUGGGAUGCAUUAGCCAACGAAACUGGUGUAAAAGUUAUUUUGGUUCCAUCAUUGACUUUUAAGAAAUGUUUGGAUUCGGGUGUUGCUAAUUUUGUAGAACAGUUGAAGAUAAUUUCGAACAAUGCUUGGGAAGAACACUUAAUUGAAAUGGAUUUAAAUAAAAUGAUGGAAGAAUGGAAUAACAUAAAAUUUGAGUUAAUUCCUUAUCAAAAUACAGGAACAUACAUUGUGAAGUUAUCCGAUGAAGAAAAAAAAAUGCUGGAUGAUCAUGUGUUGCUUAUUAAAAAGUUAUUUAUAAGUAAAUUUAGAGAAGUAUUUGAAGAACAAUUGCCUGAAUGGGAAGAAAAUUUAAAACUUGCACAAGAAUUAAUUUCAGCCUUGAAUGAAUAUCAGAAAAAAUUGGUGGAAUUAAUUCCUUCGUUUAAUAGAACAGACAUUAAAGAAAAUUUACCUAUUGAGUUUAAGAAGUUUGUCCUAGCAGAACAAAUAUGGAAAUUAGUAAUGAAAACCGUUCUGAGUAGGCCUUUGGUGAUGAAGAUUUGUAAAAAUCAACAGCUUAUGGAGAAAAUCUACAACGGCUAUAAUCUCUUAAAUGUAGCGCAGAGUAGAUUGUCAAUUUAUCUAGAAACAAAAAAAAACCGAUUCUGUUCAUAG
Sipha flava (yellow sugarcane aphid) is the source of this 3333-nucleotide messenger RNA. It is a transcript of the gene sac, whose product is annotated as dynein heavy chain 1, axonemal. Gene Ontology annotation, molecular function: dynein intermediate chain binding; dynein light intermediate chain binding; minus-end-directed microtubule motor activity. The coding region runs from base 1 to 3333 and encodes 1110 amino acids. Lineage: Eukaryota; Metazoa; Arthropoda; Insecta; Hemiptera; Aphididae. Gene Ontology annotation, biological process: microtubule-based movement. Gene Ontology annotation, cellular component: dynein complex. The record is from RefSeq and is a predicted model, not a curated record. The transcript has 14 exons.